UAAUGUAAAAUUGUAUAAAAAAAUAUAUAUACACAUAUAAAAUAUAUAAGAAGACGUAUAAACACAAACUUUUUAUCGCGCAUUUAUUUAUGAUAGGAUACCACCAUACAGUUAUCGAGCAAAACGGUCUGAAAUGUGUUUUUUUCUUCUUUUUUUAACAGUUCAUUUGUGACUUCAAAUUAAGCUAAAAACAACAAUAUUGAUGUGAAUGAACUGUGAGUAUAUGUCCGGUCCCUUGUGCGCAAUACAGUAGUAAGUUGAUGUGUGUUUCGUGUUUGGUUUACUCCCUCCACUAUUGGCGCCGUUUACUAACAUCGUUUACGGUCAGCCAUCGGCAGUCAAAGCACAAUUAGAACCGCGAUAGUCAGUGAACAACUACCGAAAAGUAAACUUCGGUACCACAAACGCCGCCGUUUGUGCAAUCAAAAUAGUGUUGGUAUUGUAGUUGCUUACACAGACACGGAUGGUAUUUGAUCAGUUUUUUCGUGCGAAGCGUUCACCAGCACUCACGGAAAGUCUACGCUGUGGACUAGCCUCGGUUGCUGACUAUGAACGGCGUGUUUGUGAAACGGUUGAUGGCACCGUCGUCGAAUAUUGUCGUGGCGGGGCGGCCAGUGAACGAACCGUGGCACAAAAUCGUGCCGCUUUCGACCGUUUGAUUAUACGGCCCCGAUGUCUGCAGCGUAUUGGGGGCAGUCGAUCCCUGGCAGUGACAUCCUUCGGCGUAAGCUACCGAAUGCCUAUCGGGAUUGCUCCUGUUGCGCUGCAAUGUCUUGCUCAUCCGGAGGGCGAAAAGGCGAUGGCAAAAGCUGCCCGAACACACGGUGUGCCGUUUGUGCUGAGCGUCCUUUCGAGCGUAUCGAUCGAGGAGCUGGCGGAGGCUGUGCCGCGUGCCCCAAAGUGGUUCCAGCUGUACAUCUUCAAAGACCGGGAGCUAACCGAGUGUCUAGUGCGUCGUGCCGAGAAAGCGCGGUUUCGGGCGCUUGUCGUUAGUGUGGAUACACCGGCACCCGGGCUGAGCCGGUCAGAGCGCCGUAAUCCGUUGACGCUGCCGGCAAAGGUUACAUGCGCUAACUUUGUUCCUGGUGGCAAUGGUGCCAACGGAAACGGCAAGGCCAGUCAGCCAUGCUCGGCCAGCGUGCUCGACUACGUGCGCAGUCAGCUUGAUCCUAGCCUCGGAUGGGACGCCAUACAAUGGCUAAUGAGCAUCACAACGCUACCAGUCAUCGUGAAGGGCAUUCUUAAUCGAGCAGAUGCCCUCAUUGCUGCAGACAUUGGCGUGCAUGGAUUGAUUGUGUCCAACAGUGGAGGCCGCCAGCUCGAUUAUGCACCUGCUGCGAUUGAAGUAUUACCAGAGAUAGUGCAUGCUGUUGGAAACCGGUUAGAGGUAAUGCUAGAUAGUGGUGUUAGCCAAGGUACGGACGCGUUCAAAGCCCUAGCAAUUGGUGCACGAAUGGUAUUUGUCGGUCGUGCCGCGGUGUACGGACUGGCCGUUAAUGGACAGCGAGGCGUGGAAGAAGUACUAGACAUUCUGAAAACCGAGCUAGAGUCAACGAUGCUCAAUGCGGGAUGUGGUACGUUGGCUGAUGUGACACCACAGCACGUUUGCCAUGAGGUGCAGCUGUACUAUCCAUCUGCAGUAGAUCGAAUGAGGAGCUCCUGGCGAGGUGACAGCUUUCGCAGCGAUCGUUACCGAACGCGCGAUCGUAGAAGCAAUGCUGAAACGGUCGACACGGACACAAUUCAGGAUGCGGAACAGGAUGAUGUAGAGCAAGCAGGAAUGCGAAAAAUUACGGAAAAUGCAUCUGAACGAGGGGUAACCUUUCAGCAGCGCUGCAUCGAUACAGCGGUUAGUGAUGCGCAACCAUGUGCGGAGACUAAGCACCAUUUAUCCAAAUUUACUGUAACUGCACCUCCUCCAUAUCGCAACGUUCCUUUGCAGCUUAGCGUACCUCGAGGAAUAUACCGGUCCAACACGAACAACCUGUCGAAGUGUAAUGGCAACGUUGCGUCCGCAUGUCCAUCGGACGGUAAUAUACGAACAGCAAGAACCGUAAUCAACAGAAAAGAUAACCCGCAAAGACGCUUCAAAUCCCACUCUCUGCAAAAUCUUUGUGCUGUGAGCAAUGAAAAUUGUAAUAACUAACCAAUGCGAUGGUAUAAUAAACAAUA
This is a messenger RNA of Anopheles coluzzii, 2172 nucleotides long. RefSeq lists its product as uncharacterized. The transcript has 2 exons. The coding region runs from base 464 to 2146 and encodes 560 amino acids. The record is from RefSeq and is a predicted model, not a curated record. Lineage: Eukaryota; Metazoa; Arthropoda; Insecta; Diptera; Culicidae. Gene Ontology annotation, molecular function: FMN binding; oxidoreductase activity.